This is a messenger RNA of Leptosomus discolor (cuckoo roller), 2064 nucleotides long. Lineage: Eukaryota; Metazoa; Chordata; Aves; Leptosomiformes; Leptosomidae. The record is from RefSeq and is a predicted model, not a curated record.
AUGACGAUCAGUUUUUUAACUCUUGGUUUGCUAGCAAAACUUGGAGUUCUGCUGACACCUCGCUGCCAACGGCAUUCUUUGAAUACUGGUUUCACACUUCGUGCUAUAAGAGAACCAGAAUUUAAAUAUGUUGGGAAUAUGCAUGGGAAUGAAGCUGUUGGAAGGGAGUUGCUUAUCUUCUUGGCUCAGUACUUGUGUAAUGAAUACCAGAAAGGAAAUGAAACUAUUAUCAACUUGAUCCAUAGCACUCGUAUCCAUAUCAUGCCGUCUUUGAACCCGGAUGGCUUUGAGAAGGCAGCAUCCCAGCCAGGUGAACUUAAAGACUGGUUUGUUGGCCGAAGUAAUGCCCAAGGGAUAGAUCUAAACCGAAAUUUCCCUGAUCUUGAUAGAAUAGUCUAUAUUAAUGAGAAAGAGGGUGGCCCAAACAACCAUCUGCUGAAAAACAUGAAAAAAGCUGUGGACCAAAAUCCUAAGCUUGCUCCUGAAACAAAAGGUGUCAUUCACUGGAUUAUGGAUAUUCCCUUUGUCCUCUCUGCCAAUCUUCAUGGAGGAGACCUCGUUGCAAACUAUCCUUAUGAUGAGACUCGGAGUGGCAGUGCUCAUGAAUACAGCUCCUGCCCCGAUGAUGCUAUUUUUCAAAGCCUGGCUCGCAGUUAUUCUUCUUUUAAUCCCACUAUGUCUGAUCCAAACAGACCCCCAUGUCGUAAAAAUGACGAUGACAGCAGCUUUGUGGAUGGAACAACUAAUGGCGGUGCAUGGUACAGCGUCCCGGGAGGUGUGCAGGAUUUCAAUUACCUCAGCAGCAACUGCUUUGAAAUCACAGUGGAGCUUAGCUGUGAAAAAUUCCCACCUGAAGAAACUCUGAAGGGCUACUGGGAGGACAACAAGAACUCCCUUAUCAAUUACAUUGAGCAGAUUCAUCGAGGAGUGAAAGGGUUUAUUAAAGAUCUUCAGGGCAAUCCAAUAGCAAAUGCUACAAUUUCUGUGGAGGGGAUAAGCCAUGACAUCACAUCAGCCAAGGAUGGUGAUUACUGGAGAUUGCUUAUGCCUGGAAAUUACAAACUUACAGCCUCAGCACCAGGCUAUCUAGCAAUAACUAAAAAAGUGGCUGUGCCCUAUAGCCCUGCGGUUGUGGUUGAUUUUGAACUGGAGUCAUUGUCUGAAAGAAAAGAGGAGGAGAAAGAAGAGUUGAUGGAAUGGUGGAAGAUGAUGUCAGAAACACUAAAUUUUUAAAUGAAGAUUCGGCUUUGCAGCUUUUAAUCUAUUGUAUGUUGAUUUAGUAUAACGUACUGUGGAAAGUCCCUAUAUUCUAGAUUUUGUGCACUUCACAAUAAUUAACUUUGAAUUUUUCAGUCAUCUUUUGAUUAAUAUUACAAAUAAAUACUAUCCUCCUAGCUAGAUAAAUAAGUUAUUAAUUUUCUUUCAUAUUGUUAUAGAAAAUUUACUCUUAUAUACAAAUCAGAAAAAAAUGAGUGAAUGUCUUUGCAGCCUAUAUGGAAGUACAAUCUGUUGUGUAUUAUUUGCAAGUUCAGAAUAUGUAGGUUAACUCUUGAUUUAAAAAAAAAUAUGCUGUAGUCAAUUCCCAAUACUGCCAGAAAUAUUUGACAGUGCAUAGUAGUAGACAGUGCUCUUUACUGAGUUCUACAAUGGAUGUUAUUGAAAAGACUUAUAAUAACAGUGUGUGGUGUAAUAAUGUUUUACAAGGAUUAAAAUUCAGUAUAACAUUUUGUAUGUCUCUGGUGUUGGGACUGUUUAAGUAUGUAAGAAACAUAAAGUGACUUCAUUUUAGUAAGCAGAACAAAUCUGCGUAAGCUCUUUUAUUAAAGAUGGCAUGGAAUGAAUUCAGGACAUAGCAGAGCUUUAUUCCUUAAACUGUUAAUAAUAUUUCAAGAUGAGGUUUUAAUUAUUUCUUGUUACUUAUUAAUCAAAUUAAAUAUUCUGAAUGGGGGAAGAAGAAGAGCUUGUGCAUCUUGAUAAUAUGCUGCUUGUGUUUGUUUUACAACAAGAAAAAAAAAUUCAUUUCAGGUGAUGUCUAUUUUAAUUAGAUAAUUACCUUUUCAACAA